Closterium sp. Naga37s-1 is the source of this 1857-nucleotide messenger RNA. The record is from the annotation of a GenBank genome assembly. NCBI's taxonomy places the organism in Eukaryota, Viridiplantae, Streptophyta, Zygnematophyceae, Desmidiales, Closteriaceae.
GAAUACUACGGUGUGACGUCAUCAGAGGACUAUUUUAUAAACUCACGAGGCGUCGAGCUUUUCACGAAGCAAUGGCUUCCCAUUGACGGUCGUCUGCGCGGCGUGGUCUUCUACUGCCACGGCUACGGCGACACCUGCGCAUACGCGUUUGAGGACGUCGCGAUACGGUUGGGCGCGUCCGGUUACGCAGUGGAAUCAUUGGAUUACGAAGGGUUCGGCUUGUCUGCUGGAUUGCACGGGUUUAUUCCGCGAUUCGACAAUCUCGUGGAUGACAUUACGGAAUUCACUGCAUCGCUGAGAGCUCGGCCGUCCCUCGCGCACCUCCCGUUCUUUCUCUACGGCGAGUCCAUGGGCGGAGCAGUGGCGCUCCUCACGCAUCUCCGCCAGCCGUCCUCGUGGCAGGGCGCAAUCCUUGCCGCUCCCAUGUGCAAGAUCGCGCCGGAGAUGAUGCCUCCUAAACCCGUCGUCACCACCUUAUCCUUUCUCGCGAGUAUCUUCCCUCGAGCGAAGCUGGUCCCGACCAGGGAAAUUGCGGAGAUUGGGUUUCGGGAUCCGGUUAAGAGGGCGAAAUUGUGCGAGAAUCCGGUGGGGUAUGGCGGGAAGCCGAGGCUACAAACGGCGCUACAGAUGCUGAAGGCGACGCAGCGGAUUGGCCGAGAUCUGGAUAAGGUUUCGCUGCCGUUUCUCCUGAUGCACGGUGCAGCAGAUGUGGUGACAGAUCCGUCGGUUAGCGAGGCGCUUUUCCAGCAGGCUUGUAGCAGGGAUAAGACUUUUAGGUUGUACGAGGAGUGCUGGCACGGGUUGACCACAGCAGAGCCUGACGAUGUGAUGGCGAGAAUUCUGGACGAUAUGGUUACCUGGUUACACGCCCGAAGCUUGCACCCGAGCCUCCUGCCAAGUUUCCGGCUCAAUGCAUAUGCUGCUGCGGCUGUAGCAGCUGCUGGAUGGUCCUCGGGUUUGGCUUCUCUUUCUGGUUCAACGGCACCCAUGUCAUCUGGAGCAGUCCAUCUAGGGAUGGGGGGACGAGUAGAUGCAGCAGCAGGAAGGGGGAUGGGAGGGGAUGCCAACGACGUGGAUGUGGUGACCGUUGACCCUUUAGGAUCCGAUGCUUCGUGGAAGCUCAAGGGAAUAGCAGAUUUGAUCAAGGAAGGCGCCGUUGGACUCAUUCCGACUGACACUGUAUAUGCCCUGGUGUGUGACGUCAAGAACCGAGAUGCCAUUGACAGACUCUACCGGUACGCCAUUGUACACGCCCUCAUCUCUCUCACGUUCAUUCUCAAGGCGAGCAAGGCCAUGCCGAAGAAGUUCACACCACUCAGUCACCGCUCGCCCUUCCAUUCCUCCUUUCCCGUCCCUUUCCCCCGCAUCCGCUCUGCCUUCCCUCCAUCAGUACACGUUCAUUCUCAAGGCGAGCAAGGCCAUGCCGAAGCAGUGCACGACGUUUGGGGGCAGUGCAGUGGCGCACUGCGCGCCCAGGAAGAGUGUGGGGGUGAGGAUGCCUCUGGAUCCCGUUUGCCACGCACUGCUCGAGCUCCUAGACGACCCGCUCCUCUGCACCAGGUCAGCUGUGAUAACCUAUCCGAGGCAUGUCUAACAGUAGGACACUACACUCUCCCAGGAAGAGCGUGGGGUGCCACCAAGAGCUCAGACGAACGCUGGUUGCUGGACCCCUCAGUGGUCGGACUCACCUACCGGUCUGAAGAUGGGUCAGAGGGUGUGGAUUUCAUUGUGGAUGGGGGUGCUCGCAUGCCAGAGCCAUCCACAGUGGUGGAUAUGACUGCUUCCCCCAACCCGACUCUCCCCAUCAUCCGCCUCGCCAGUCGUCAGCAUGACGCCUCCUCCUUUCUCGCGUGGUGA